GGGGAAUGUGAGUUGGGAGGAGAGGGGAAGCUUGGGAGCGGAAGUGAAAAUUGUCAACAACACGUCUUCUGUGCAACAAAUCUGUUGAAUUUAAAUUUUUUUAAUUACUGCAAACGUUCUGCUGAUCUUGAAGAAGUUGAAGACCAAAAAUGGACUUCCAAAACCGAGCAGGAGGAAAGACGGGCGGUGGAGGCGUCGCCUCCUGGUCCGAAACAAACAGAGAUCGACGAGAGCGGCUAAGGCAACUUGCUCUCGAGACCAUCGACCUCCAGAAGGAUCCUUACUUUAUGAAAAAUCACCUUGGCUCCUAUGAGUGCAAGCUGUGUCUGACCUUACACAACAAUGAAGGAAGUUAUCUUGCCCACACUCAGGGCAAGAAACAUCAGGCCAACCUAGCGAGGAGAGCUGCCAAGGAUGCUAAAGACGCCCCUGGACAGCCACAACCAGAAAAACCAAGAGUGGAACCAAAGAAGUUUGUCAAAAUUGGUCGACCUGGCUACAGGGUGACAAAACAGCGAGACCCUGACAUGGGACAGCAAAGUCUCUUGUUCCAGAUUGAUUACCCAGAAAUUUCGGACCACAUUUAUCCUCGCCACCGUUUCAUGUCGGCCUACGAGCAAAGGGUGGAGCCUCCAGACAGAAAGUGGCAGUACCUGCUCUUUGCUGCUGAGCCUUACGAGACAAUUGGUUUUAAGGUGCCAAGUCGAGAGGUGGACAAAAACGAGGGGAAAUUCUGGACGUAUUGGAACAAAGACACAAAGCAGUUCUUUUUGCAGUUCAGCUUCAAGGCUGAACCGAAAAAAGCAGGACUGAUGUUGGGUGCCAUGCCUCCGCGGCCUCCAGGCAUGCCAGCAAACUUGCCUCCACCCCCUAUGCCGAUGGGCAUGGUGCCGCCUCCACCACCAGCUUUCAACGCUGUUCCGCCACCACCUCCAAACUAACACAUCACACUCACUUUUGAAUUUUUUAACUCAAAUAAAAAAGAAGAAUAGAAACGAAAAAUAUUUCAGAUGUUUAAAAGAUACAAAAUAAAAUAAAUCUUCCUGAAAUUUUGUUUAAAAUGUAAUUGAAUCAAAUGCACAUUUUUUUCCCUUAA
This is a messenger RNA of Neocloeon triangulifer, 1096 nucleotides long. RefSeq names its product splicing factor 3A subunit 2 (gene Sf3a2). Gene Ontology annotation, biological process: spliceosomal complex assembly. NCBI's taxonomy places the organism in Eukaryota, Metazoa, Arthropoda, Insecta, Ephemeroptera, Baetidae. The record is from RefSeq and is a predicted model, not a curated record. Gene Ontology annotation, cellular component: nucleus; catalytic step 2 spliceosome; U2-type prespliceosome. Gene Ontology annotation, molecular function: zinc ion binding; nucleic acid binding. The transcript is spliced from 6 exons. Bases 150 to 941 code for a protein of 263 amino acids.